AUGAAAUCCUGGCGCAGCAUCCUCGCGCUGCUCUGCGCCGCAGCGCCGACAGCAGCGCUCAAGAACGUCGUCGUGCUCGGCUCCGGCGACCCCUGGCUCAGCCUCUGCACGGCCAAGACGGCGUCGGCCCGCGGCCUGCCGGCGACCUGCGUGUCCAACAACGAGCCCGAGGCGUUGAAGAUGCUCUGGGGCAAGGGCUUCGACGGCGCGUCGCCCGUCAAGGUCGUCAACGGCCCGGACGCCAUCGGCGAGGCGCUCGCGGACUGCGAGGGCCUCGUGCUCAACGGCGCCGAAUUCGGCGGCCUCACGGACAGGUUCGCCGCUAUCGCUUUGGACAACGGCCCCGCCCUGAAGAAGGUCGCUGUGUGCGUCGAGGCGGGCCAGUCCAAGGACGCGGUGGCCAAGACGCGGUCCAUGUGCGCGGCGCGCGACAUCCCGGUGUCCGUGCUCCGCGUGGGCAAGCUCAAGGGCGGCGGCCCGGGCGAGACCGACGACGGCUCCGACGACCUCGGCCUCUCGCGCCACUUCUACGACACGGACGCCGAUAUUCUCAACUACCAGGCGAACCAGUUCUCUGACUGCUACUGCGCGGGCGUCUCCGCGAAGGCGGGCGACGCGCCCGUGAACUUCUUCCAGAAGAUCGCGGCGAAGCAGUCGCUCGAGCGCGCCGACGGCGUCUCGAACCGCGCCGUCGCCGCGAAGGCGCUCGUCGCCGCGCUCUUCGCCGACGACGUCGUCGACCUCACGCUCAACGUCGAGACGGGCCUGCCCGGUAUCCUCCCGGCGGACGACGCCGCCUGGGCGGCGUUCUUCGCCGACGCGUCCGCGGGCGCCGCGACGAUCACGGCGCCGACGGAGUUGUGCUCGCUCUGGGGGUUGAUCAGCGUGCUCACGAAGAGCCAAAAGAAGUCGACGACGCCCCAGAGGAAGUCGGGGACGAUGGACAGGCGCCACAUGGAGCGCUUCUCGACGACCCAGCGCGCCAUGCGCGCCCUGCGCCUCCUCGUCGCGUGCGUCCUCCCCGCCGUCGCGCACGCCGCGUCCGCCGUCGCCGUGCUCCUCACGACGAAACCGUCGGGCAAGAGCGACGGCUGGAACCCGCGCAGCGUGAAAGCGGCGGACUCGUCCAACGCCUGCGCCGCCGGCGUGUCGCUCUGCGCCGUGCUCGUGCUGCGCGACACGGUGCGGCGCUUCGGCAACGUGCCGGACGCCGACUUUGUGGCCAUGGUCGACGCGCCGUGUCCGGAACCGCUGAAGGCGUCGCUGGAGGCGAACGCGAUCGUCGCCGAGGAGAUGGACUUUGGGACCUACGGGAAGCUCUUCGGCGACUACCUGUUGAUGCGCAAGUUCUAUGUGUUGAAGAUGACGCGCUACGACAAGGUGCUGCUCCUCGACACGGACACGAUCGUCGUCGGGAGCCUGCGCCACCUCCUCGCGGACGAGACGACCUACCGCUGCGGCGCCGCGCUCGCCCGGGACCCGGCGGAGCACGAGCGCUGCUGGCCGGAGACGGACGCCGGCAUCUGCGAAACUGACGUCGCCAUCGCGGCGCAGCAGACCGCGGGCACGCCGAUCCUCACCGCGUUCAUGGUCGCGCUCCCGUCGAUCGACCGCUGGCGGGCCUUCGCCGCGGACCUCGAGCGCGCCUGCGGCGGCGGCGCCGUCUGCAACAAGAAGCGCGUCUACCACCUCGGCUGGGACGCGAACGCGACGACGCCGUUGCCCGAGAAGGUCUCGGAGCCGCGCAAGGAUUUCGGGCCGCACGCGUGGGCCAUGCGCCGGCGGCCCGGCGACGGCCGCAAGCGCAUGCGCCUCACGCAGUCGCCCUGGGACCAGAUGGGCGCCGGCUUCACGGACCAGGGCUUCGCCGAGUACCACUUUUCGCUCAAAACGAGGUCCGUCUACUCGCUGUCGCACCGCACGUGCAAGCUCAAGUACGUGCACUUCAACAUGCCGCCGAAGCCCUGGUUCUGCCCCGGGCGGCACUGCAAGCGCCACGAGGCCUACCGCGAGGGCGACCCCGUGGACCUCCGCUGGGGCGGCCACAAGUGCGCCAAGGACUGGUGGUGGCAGUACGUCGUCAGCCGGCCGGCGCUCGCGGCGCCGCCAAAGUCCUGCGCGGCCAAGUGCCUCGGGCUGCUGGACCGGCUCCAGCGGGAGCGGGGGGCCUUCGCGGACCCGGCCAUGGCCAACUACACGCCCGCGUGCAAGGACUGGAACCCGCGCUGGCCGCCGCUGGACCCCUCCCUCCGGCCGCCCGACGCGUUCCGCGCGUCGCUCUUCGCGCCCGCGCGCCGCGGCUUCCGCGAAAAAAAAACAGGCGCCAUGCCCCUGGUGGAGAUCAAGUCGAGCCACGCGCUGCCGACGGUCAUCGCCGCGCCGCAGCACGGCUACAGCUCCUACACGUUCUUCGAGCCGCCGCCGGGCGAGGACGAGAUCGUCUACGGCGCGCGGAAGAACAGCAAGCAGCAGGGCAGCGUCUGCUACGGGUCGUCCAUCGUCCUGCUGCUCACGCUCGCGCUCAUGACGGUGCUCAGCGCGUGCUUCUUCGUCCUCGACCGGAGCAGCCUGCUCCACGUCUGGGAGAAGUCGCGGGGCGAGGGCAGCGCGUCGGGCCACAGCAGACUGGGCAACCUGACGGACGCCGCGGGGAACUUCUCCGCGGCCGUCGUCGCGCCGAAGCUCUGA
Molecule: messenger RNA, 2688 nt
Organism: Aureococcus anophagefferens
Lineage: Eukaryota; Pelagophyceae; Pelagomonadales; Pelagomonadaceae
Exons: 4
Coding region: 1-2688 (895 amino acids)
Source: RefSeq, a predicted model, not a curated record